UGUUCAAAGGCAGAAACCCCUGGUUGACGUUUGCUCUUGUCAAAGGCAGUCCAUGCUGCGGGCAGAGCAGAGUGAGACCAACACAGAGUGCUUCUGACGGUCCCCUUCAGAUAUACUAACAGAGAGCAAAAAUGUAAGGGAGCAACCACAGCAUCUAAAGGGAACUUUUCCAAACACGGAGGGAGGGGCAUGCUGGAAAGAGAAGAGCCUUAAUAUGUGUGAAUAAAGGGGUGAAUUGAGGAGUACCCCAUCUUUCAACCUGCUCUCUCACCUGAGAAGAUAGCACUGGAUGUUCCCAGCAGCCUUGCAAAGUUCAUGGGUUAAUGGAAACCUCUGCACUACCGCAUGUUUUUGCACAGAAUAGGAGGGAACACAGAUGACGGGAGAAUAGAAGGCUGCUGGUCUGCAAGGAGCAAUGUUUAGAGGAUGUGUCCUGGGCCAGAACCCAAAUGCGUGGCAGUAGUUUGCUGAGGCUCUGCUAGCAAGUGUGGGAAUGACUGUGAUGCCCUCUGUGCCAUUCUGGAUGACAAAAGAUUUAUGCCUGGGCCACUUGCAGGCAGCUGCCUAAAGCGCUGCAGGUCCAGGCAGAAAGCUACACCUUCAAGAAGCUUCCAUUGCUCUGCACCAUUCAGGAUUUGCCCCGUCUCUGUGAUGCAGCUCACCUGUCCAUCUUUAAUCCAUGAUAAGAAAUUUACUGGAGAGUAUCUGAAGAAAAGCUUCGUAUCAUUGCAAAAGGAGGUGUUUGUGCAGCUAGAAAUUAAAGCUUCGCAGCACAAUGUGAUGUCCUCCAGACAUGCUGUGAACCCAGCAGACACCUCCAGAGCAGCUGAGGACCAGCAACAGACCGACACAGCAGCACACGCUGUGCCAGCCCUCUUGCCGAAUGUGCUGCGGGCUUUCUGUAUUCAAGGGACGCACAAUACAGUUCAGCUGCCCGGGCUGAUGGAGCUGGGCACCCCAAACAGCAGGCAGCCUCCCGCAUUUCAGCCAGCCCCGGCUCCCGCAAAGCCAGCUCAGCGCUUUCUGCUCCAUGUCCGCGAGCGGUCCCCAGCCCGGGCCGGCAGCUGCAGCGCGGACGCGGCACCGCGCGAGAGCUGCUCCCCUGGGCUAGCCGUGUGCUGCUGGUAUCAGAGCCGUGGUGCGGACAACAGGUUACCUGGGCUCUGGAGCCAAGCUGGCUGCCACAACAGCCCAGCCGCGUCCGCAGAGUGCUGUGUUUGAGCUAAGUAGCUGCCCUGGACCUGAGCUGGCAGGCCUUCGCGCACCAGCCGGACAAGCUGCCCAGAGGUAGU
Molecule: messenger RNA, 1292 nt
Organism: Aquila chrysaetos chrysaetos
Lineage: Eukaryota; Metazoa; Chordata; Aves; Accipitriformes; Accipitridae
Exons: 5
Coding region: 538-1221 (227 amino acids)
Source: RefSeq, a predicted model, not a curated record